UGCACAUCCAUGCGGACGUACAACAGUGGAUGCAGGAAGUUUUUCCAAGUUUGCAAUUGACUUUUAAGGGGAAUGGUGAGAGUGGAUCUCAUGAAGAUGGAUGCGACUCUCACUUUCUUUUUUCCACUGACCGGGGAGCACUGAAAGGACUUUUGGGGUCUUGUUGUUGUCAACCAUCAGGAGAGAAGCUCAUGAAUGUUUAGAAACAAGGAGCUGGAAUGAAGACAUCUGCCAAGGGUUUGAAAAUGGAUCCGUUACGAGGCGCCGGCCAGUGGAUGAAGAGGAUUCUGAUGUUGUACGUAGUCCUGGAGGUAGUUCAAGCCACUCUGGAUCUACAACUGGACGAGGAGCAACCGGCGGGAACUAUCGUCGGCGACAUAAGCGCAGGGCUUCCACCCGGCAUCACGGCGGCGCUCUACUUCAUUUCCGACCACGAAGGUACGGGCGUCAGCACCGAUUUGGACAUCGAUGAGAGCACGGGAAUUAUCAAGACGGCUAAGGUUCUGGACCGAGAACUGAGGGAUAGGUACAACUUCAUCGCGGUCACCAUGACGGGCGUGACGGUGGAGGUGACGGUCAAGGUGAACGAUAUCAACGACCACGGGCCGGCUUUUCCGAAGAAACACGCUGCUUUCAGAAUCCCGGAGCAGACGGCUAUCGGGACCAGGUUUCCUCUGGACCCGGCGGUGGACGCGGAUGGAGGUCACUUCACCACGCAGGGUUACCUGAUUAAGGACGGAAACAUCGGGCAGGCUUUCACCUUGGAGACCAGGAGGGGGAGCAAUGAAGUCCUGUAUCUGGACUUGGUGGUCAACGCCAUACUGGACAGGGAGAAAAGAUCGACCUACACUUUGUCCAUCGAGGGUUUCGACGGCGGUUCUCCUCAAAGAACUGAUCGCAUGACCUUAGAUAUCACCGUCCAGGAUAUUAACGACAACGCUCCGGUGUUUAAUCAGAGCCGCUACCACGCCAUCAUAUCCGAGAACCUGCAACCGGGGAACAACAUCUUGCAGGUGUUCGCCACAGACGCCGACGAGGGUGACAACGGCGCGGUGACGUACGAGAUCAACCGGAGACAGAGCGAUCCGGAUCGUUACUUUGUUGUCGACCCCAACACGGGGAUGGUCGCCCUCAACAAGCCGUUGGACUUUGAGAUGCGGCGCGUCCACGAACUAGUGGUGCAAGCCCAAGACAACGCCACGCAUCCGGAGGUGACCAACGCCUUCGUCACCAUCCACGUCAGGGACUACAACGACAACCAGCCCACCAUGACGAUAAUUUUCCUAAGCGAGGACGGCUCGCCUCAGAUCUCGGAAGGCGCGCAACCGGGGCAGUACGUGGCCCGGAUAUCCGUCACCGACCCGGACUAUGGCGAGUACGCCAACGUUAAUGUGUCCUUGGAGGGCGGAGACGGGAAAUUCGGUCUUACCACAAAAGACAGCAUCAUCUAUCUGGUCUGCGUGGAUCAGAUUCUCGAUCGGGAGGAGAGAGACGUUUACGAUUUAAGGGUUUUGGCGACGGACUCGGGCACACCUCCUCUCCGGGCCGAAUCCUCUUUCACCAUCGAGGUGACAGACGUAAACGACAACCCGCCGCUGUUCGACCAAACGGCAUACCGGCAGGUCAUCCCGGAAGUGGUGUUCCCUGGGAGUUUUGUCUUACAGGUGACGGCCAGAGACAGAGACCAAGGACCCAACGGGGACAUUACCUACAGCAUCCUACGGGAUAAAGGGGUCUUUGCCGACUGGUUCAGCAUAGACGCCGUGACGGGGAUUAUCACUACUCUGUCCCAGCUGGAUUACGAAAAGAACCCCAAUCCUAGCAUAACGGUAGUAGCUACGGAUGCAGGGAAACCGCCCCUAUCUUCCACCGCGGUGGUCAACGUGGUACUUCAGGAUAAUAACGACAACGAACCAGUCUUUGAGAACAACUUCUACAACGUCUCCGUCAAUGAGGACGUGGCUCCGGGAACGUGCAUCCUGGAGGUGCAAGCGACGGACGCUGACGGCGGCUCUUUUGGCUCCAUUAGUUACUCCCUGAACCCGAGCCUGAACGGCGCGGUCACCUCCCAGUUCACCAUUGACAAAGAGACGGGGGUCAUCUGCACUCGCGCCGCGCUGGAUCGGGAUCAAGGCCAGAGCAGCUACGACUUCACGGUCACCGCCGUGGACGGGGGAGGACUGAGCACGCUGGCCUACGUGAAGGUAGAUCUGCUGGACGUGAACGAUAACAGACCUGCUUUUUACCCGCUGAGCUACGCCGUCAGUCUCAGCUCGCAGAGCGCCCCCGGGACUUCCGUGGUCCGGGUGAUCGCCAAAGACGCCGACGCGGGAGAGAACGGGCGGAUUACGUACAGGACCGUAUCCGGAGGGUCUUCACCGUACUUCACCCUCAACAAAGACACGGGUGUGAUCUCGCUGUCUCGGUCCGUCCACGGCAAGGCCAACACGGUCAUACCGAUGGUGAUCUCCGCCCAGGACGGCGGCGGUCUGACCGCCCCGGUGAACGCCAAGGUCAACAUCAGCGUGGUGGCGGGUGCGGUGGCGCCCCCCGUGUUCGAACAGACGCACUACUACUUCACAGUUCCCGAGGAUGUUUUGCAAGGGACUGUCGUGGGCAACGUCCUGGCCAAGAGUAAGACAGGCUCUCCCAGAGACAUGGCCUACACCAUCAGUUCUGGGGACCCCACAGGGUACUUUACAGUUGAUCCAGACACGGGGACUCUGCGGACCAGUCUCUCCCUGGACCACGAAGCUCAACCGACGCUCGACUUGGAAGUGCAAGUCCGUACCGGGAAUCCCCCGGCUUUCGGCCAGACUCGCGUUCACGUCACCGUCGAGGACGUCAACGACAACCCGCCCGUGUUCCUUCCCUCGUCUUCGGAGUCUCUGAUGCUACCCGAACAAACAGAAAUGGGGACCGUGGUGUAUCGCGUACAAGCUGAGGACAGAGACUCCGGUGUCAACGGACAAUUGUCCUUUGAUUUAUCAUCUACGAGUGAGAACCAGAGAGCUUUCAGCAUAGAACGCAACAGCGGAGAGAUACGAUUGGUUGGCGCUCUCAACUAUGAGAGCAUCCCACGGUAUGAUCUCCAAGUUAUUGCCAAAGAUGCUGGAGUACCUCAGCUCAGUGCGACCUUUAUGCUAGUGGUUCACGUCCAAGCGGAGAAUAACCAGGGACCUGUGUUUGAUACUCUGAGCUACAGAGUCGAGCUAAAAGAAGGAACGCCAAUUAAUACUCGCUUCCUGCGAGUGCGAGCGCUUAACAGAGAAUCAACCGGCUCUGGUUACUUCAGUUCUCUUUCUUAUCACCUGCGACCGGAUAGCGACGCGGCCAGUUUUGCCAUCGCUUCGGACAGCGGUUGGCUCUUUGUGAAGAGCGCCCUGGACCGAGAAGUUAAGGACAUGUAUCUCCUGACCGUGCUAGCCAGCGCUGGUGACGGACAGCUCAAAAAGACCGGCAGCGCCACCGUCAGGAUAUCCGUCACGGAUGAGAACGACAACCCUCCUCGGCUGACGCGCGCUAGAAUCUUCAUGACCGUGAGGGAAAACCUGCCGGCAGGGACGGGCUUCGGUCACGUGUUGGCGACGGAUCGCGACAGCGGCUCCAACGGACGAAUCAGUUACCGCCUGCUGCACUCUGAUCGGAACUUCCAGAUCAAUUCGCAUACAGGUGAGAUGAGCACCAGGGCCACUUUGGACAGGGAGCAGCAGUCCAGCUACCAGCUAGCCGUGGUUGUGCAGGACGGAGGCUCACCUUCACGUAGCGCUACCGGUACAGUCUUCAUUAGCGUGCUGGAUGACAAUGACAACACCCCGGUAUUUGUCAACAGCCAUCUGGGGAAGAAGCUCAUCUUACAGGUGUCAGAGGGUCAGUCCUCUGGGGUCCUACUGGGCACGGUACAAGCCAAAGACCCUGACGAAGGAGAGAAUGGCACCGUAAUCUACUCUUUGUCAGGUCCGAGGGCCGAGCGCUUCUUCCUGAACCCCAACACGGGCGAACUGCACUCCUCGUCGCCCCUCAGCCACUCGGAGCGCCCCGAGUACGCCUUGACGGUGACGGCUAGCGAUCGAGGACUUCCGCCUCGCAGCGCCUCCUGCUCCCUCGCCGUCCAGGUUCUCAGCACGAGCAGACCGUCUUCAAAGACCAACUCGCAUUCUAUCGCUUUCAACUCCGUGGAGGAGGCCGAACCGGGUUCGGUGGUCGGUUCCGUGCGCCUUCAUGACGUGGAAACCCAGGGCGAGGUGACCUACAUGGUGGUCGGGGGCACCGAUAAGGACGGGACCUUUGUGGUGGAUCGCUCCACCGGAGACGUCUACCUGGCUAAGCCUCUGGACUACGAGCAGGAUGCGCACUACGCGCUUAAGAUCGAAGUCGACGACUUCUCCCGAGACCCGCCCGUCAGCACGCUGGUUUACUUGGAUAUUAACGUCAACGAUAGCAAUGACCACGCACCGGAGUUUCCGGAGGACCCCGUGACGAUCGUGAUCUCCGAGAGCGUACGACCGGGCGCUUCCGUCUUCACGUUCCAGGCCACGGACAAAGACGGCAGUGGCCCCAAUAGCGAGCUGAGGUACUCCAUCGUACGACAGUUCCCAGACGUACCCGGUCUGCUCACGCUGGACCCUUCCACCGGGGUCCUGACCUUAAAUCGAGAACUGGACCACGAGAUCGACCCUAGUUUGGUCUUGGUGGUCAAAGCGACCGACUCGGCUUUGGACCACAACGCGAGGCAGUGGAGUUCCGUCACGGCGAGGAUUUACGUUACGGACGAGAACGACAACCCGCCGGUGUUCAGCUCGCCGACGGCGGUGAGCGUGAUGGAGGACCAGCCCGUCGGCUUCGUGGCGCUCUACGUCAUGGCCAGGGAUGCGGAUAAAGGAGAGAACGGCAGGGUGACUUACAGAAUCCAGUCUGGGAACACGGGCGGAAGCUUCAGUCUCAACCCCAACACCGGUUCUUUGUCUAUCUUCAAAACUUUGGACCGCGAAGAGCAGGAGGUUUUCAACCUGACCGUGGUGGCCGAGGACCACGGCACCCCUCGCCAUUCUACCACCCAGCUGCUGCGCGUCUACGUGGUGGACGUCAAUGACGAAGCGCCCCGGUUCGAAGAGAGCAGUUACGAGGCCCAAAUCGCGGAAAACCAACCGCGAGGGUCGGCUGUGUUGACGGUAUCGGCCUUCGACCUGGACCAAGGAUCCAAUGGCAAGGUGACGUACGAUGGCCUCUCAGUAGAGGGUUUUACGAUCAACCCCGUAACUGGCGUCAUCACCACCACUCAGCCACUGGACAGGGAACAGCAAGAGUACUACACGGUCACAGUUUACGCAAAAGAUGGCGGGCUUCCCCCGAACUACGCCAAAGCAACCGUGAAGAUCCGGGUGCUGGACGAGAACGACAACGCCCCCAUAUUUGGAAGACUGUACUACGGCAUCGAGGUGCCGGAGAAUUUGGAGUCCAGGGUUCUUUUCACGCUACGAGCCACCGAUCGGGACUCGGGGGACGGUGGGAAGAUCAACUAUCAAAUUACAGAUGGUGACCCUGCCGGAGAUUUCCACUUGGACAGACAGUCUGGUGCCCUGUCCACCUCUGGGCCUUUGGACCGUGAAAACACAGCCAGAUACACCUUGACAGUGACCGCCCAGGAUCAGGCCCGCCCGUCUCGUAGCAGCACCGCCACCGUAGAAGUGACCAUCAUGGACAUGAACGACCACAGCCCCCAGUUUACCACCAGCAGCUACACCGCGGAUGUGUCAGAAGACGUACCGAUUGGCUCUUUGGUUCUGGAUGUGAAGGCUACAGAUCUGGACGAGGGCCCCAACAGCCAGGUUGUCUACUUCCUGAGCCAGGGCUCCAAAAGUAUGUUCAUCAUAGAUCAAAACAUGGGCCGCAUCAUCACAGCGGCGCCUCUAGAUAGAGAGCGAACCGCCUCUUAUACCUUCGAUGUGUGCGCCACCGACUCCUCGCCGUCGAACCCUCGCAACUCCACCGCCAGGGUCACCGUCCAUAUUCAGGACGUCAACGACAACGCCCCAUUCUUCAUUCAGGACCCUCUUAUUUUGAACAUUUCCGCCGGUAGCCUUUCAAACCAAAGAGUGCUAGCCACCAUGAGGGCAGAGGACAAGGACUUCGGGGCAAAUGGGUCCGUGUUUUAUCGAUUCGCCCACUCCGUCAGGGGUUUCACUAUCAACUCCCUGACGGGAGCCAUCCAAGCCACUGAGAAUCUGCAAGGUCUGACCCAAAGCCAGAGGACGUUGAUUGUGCAAGCAAUGGAUCAGGGCAACCCGGCUCAGUCCUCCUUGGGGGUGGUCAUUGUUUAUAUCAAGGAGCAGAUGUACAGGGGGAUUCGCUUCUCUCGCGCGGCGCGAGACGUCAGUCUGCAGGAGAAUGCCGCAAAAGGCACAGUUGUGACACAGACCCAAGCCCAGUACCCAGAUGGCUCUCAAAAUGGUGUCAUUUACAGUCUUUUCAGUGGAAACCAGUUGCAAUCUUUUGGAAUAAACACCAUCACCGGAGAAAUAUGGGUCCAGAAAUCUGAAGGACUAGACUACGAGGAGACCCCUAAACUCCGCCUUGUGGUGAAAGCCGAGACGGCGUCCUCCAGCUCCUACAUGGCGGUGAACUUAAUCCUGCAGGACGUCAAUGACAAUUUGCCUCGCUUCCAACUGCAGAACUACGUGGCCUAUAUCCGAGAGGCGCAGGGUCAUGAUUUUCCCAUUAUCCAGGUCGCAGCGGACGAUCUGGACCAGGGACAAAACGGCCAGGUGACGUAUUCCAUUCGGUCGUCAUCCAUGAGUGGGUUGUUCAAGAUAGACCCAAUGACUGGCAGUAUAAGCACUACAGCCAUCAUGGAUAGAGAGAUCUGGACACAAACAAAGCUCGUCGUCACAGCGACGGACCGCGGAUCUCCGCGAUUGGCCGGCUCGGCCACCCUCACGGUUAUCAUCAUCGAUCUCAAUGACAACAGUCCCAUGAUUCCUCUGCCGAGAGAGAUCCGAGUGCCUGAGGACACUUUGAUUGGCACCGUUAUCAGUCAAGUGACAGGAAACGACGUGGAUUCCGGGCCGGCCCUCUCCUACACACUCUACCUGGAUGGCGACAGCAAGGGCAUGUUUGGAAUCCACUGCUUUGGUGGCGGCGUGGCUCUAACCAGAGCUUUGGACUACGAGGAGAGGACAUGGUACACUUUGACCAUCCGGUCGUCCGACUCGAAACAUCAAAGCGAAGCCAAUCUAACCGUUCUAGUGGAAGACGUCAACGACAAUGCGCCUGCCUUCACUCAGGACUUGUAUCAGGUGACGGUAUCAGAGCAUCUCCCAGAAGGCAGUGCUCUCAUCACCGUAACCGCGACUGACUCCGACUCCGGGGACAACGGAAAGAUUACCUACAAAGUCAUGUCGUCCACCAGGGGUUUCUUCUCUAUCGACCCAAGCAACGGCACACUGUUCGUCAAGCAAAAAACAGAAUUCAACUUUGAAAAUCCGUCCAUCCUCGUGGUCGUUGAGGCUCGAGACCAGGGGACCCCAUCGCUCUCCUCCGUGGCUACCAUCCAAGUCCAAGUGUCCGACAUCAACGACAACGCCCCUGUCUUCCAUCAGUCCGAAUACAGAGCCACCGUGUCUGAAGACGAGCUUCCCGGCUCCACGGUUCUGACCCUGGAGGCGGCGGACGGUGACCUGUCACGGGACAACUCUGGUUUCGAUUUCGCCAUUGCCAGCGGCAACUCCGGUAAUGCCUUCCAGAUUGAGAGCAGCGUGCGCUUCUUGGAAGGCAGAGGUUUCCAGACAGUCGGUAGCCUGAUCCUUGUGGAAGAGCUGGAUUUUGAAGCCGUUUCCAGUUAUAACUUGACCGUGGUGGUGUCAGACCGCGGGAUACCCCAGCGUAGCUCCUGCGUACCGAUCUUAAUCAGCAUUAAGGACGUCAACGACAACCCUCCGGCUUUCAGUCGAGGAGAAUACAGCGUGGUGCUGAGCGAGAGCGCCGCCGCGGGGACGGAAGUGUUGCAUCUGUCUGCCACGGAUCCAGACUCUGCUCCCAAUGGGGAGGUGCAUUAUUCCAUAAGCUCGGGGGACAAAACGAGCCUUUUCCAGGUAGACCAGUGGACCGGGGCCUUGAAGCUGCAGAGACCACUAAGCACCGAGAAGCAGUUAACCCAUAUGAUUGUAGUCCAAGCUACCGACGGCUUGGGAAAAUAUGCCUUUGCUCCCGUCAGCAUUGACGUGAAGGACAUCAACGACCACCGGCCUUUCUUUCCGCUCAGUCAAGUAACGGCGAGCAUCAGGGAGAACCAGCCGAAAAACGCCUUAGUGACCAUGCUACACGCCAUCGACCAUGACAAAGGGGUCUUUGGAAAGUUGAGAUAUUACUUGCUAGAGGACUCUCAAGACGGAAAAGAAUUGUUCUUUAUCAACCAAACAUCUGGAGAAGUGCGGACUCGGUCGACUUUUGAUUUUGAGAAGGUCGAAUCCUUUAAUUUUAUGGUCGCGGCAAUGGACUCCGGCAACUAUUCCGCCACUGUCACGGUGCAGGUUUAUGUCUCAGGGGAGGACGAGUACGAUCCAGUUUUUACAUCCCCGGAGUACUCGUUCAAAGUACCCGAGGACGCCAAGGAAGGUCAGAUCAUCGGCAGAGUGCAAGCCAAAGAUGAAGACGGAGGUUUAGAUGGUAUUGUCUUGUACUCGCUGUCAGGGAAUUCGCCUUAUUUUGAAGUCAACCAAUCAACCGGUGCCGUUUCCCUCAAGAUGGACAGCUAUAGUAGACACGUAAGCCGCUCCAAACGAGAAGUCCGCCUCAUGACGCUGGGCCUGACGGCCCACAGCCCUCUGGAAAACUCGCGCACGGCUGCGGUCAAAGUGACCGUGGACGUCAGCCACACCUCUUUCGGUCUCGCCACAGACAUGAACUUGCUGCUUGUAAGUGUCAUCGCCGUGUCACUCGGAACAAUAGUCAUUUUGUGCAUAAUUGCCGUGGCGCUCUUUUUUGUCAAACUGAGGCGCCAGCGGAAAGAGCAAAAGAGACACAGGAGAACCAAGGCUUCGGCAACCAUGUUGCAUAAAUUCGAGGAGACAAAAAUAGCCACGAAUGAGAUUAUUUACCACCAGGCUCUUCCUGGUUUUGCUGCCGACCAGAGCAGCGGUAGCAGCAGCAGCGGAGGGCCUUACACCCGUGGGGGGUCCUUGGACCCCUCACACUCCAGCGGUCGUGGCUCCGCGGAGGCCGAGGCGGCGGAGGAUGACGAGAUCCGGAUGAUAAAUGAAUACCCUCGCGUGUCCAGCAUCUCCUCGUCCAUGCAAGAGCGCAUGUCCGCCCGGGGUCCCGACUCUGGCAUCCAGCAGGACGCCGACCAGCUAUCCGACGUGUCUUGCGAGCCUUCGAUCGAUUGGUUCAAAGGGAAGAAAAUGGGCAGUUUGAAUAGCACCCUGCUAGCCGGGCAGGUGCCGAUCUACCGAGAUGAUGGGGGCGGCUACGUAGGCGUGGGACGUAGUCUUAGCGUCUCCAAUCAUAAGGACUAUACGUUUCCCGAGGACGGAAAACCGGCAGUGGACGGCUCCUUGACCGCCAUCGUGGCCAGCGACGAAGAACUGAGGGGCAGCUACAACUGGGACUACCUGCUAAACUGGUGCCCCCAGUUCCAACCUUUAGCCAGCGUUUUCACCGAGAUAGCUCGUUUAAAAGACGAAACUGCCCCCGCUCAUCCCCGCCGCUCCUUCCACCGCAAAUGCAAAGAGUCCAGAAUCGACCCGCCGCCGCUUAUCACCUCCGUAGCGCACCCCGGCGCAAAGACUGUUCCGCCAAAGCCGGCCGCGGGGAGGACCUUCCCCCACCUGUCCACGUUCCGGAGGUCCCCGCUCAGCAGCGAGGGAUCCAUCUGCUCGGCGGCAAUGUCCCCGAGUUUCUCCCCGUCCCUGUCGCCGCUGGCGGCGCGCUCUCCUGCCGUCACACCCUUUAGCGUCUCCCAGGGACCGUCGGCGUCCGUCAUCAGUACGACGGAACACAACCUGGAGAACAUCGACGAAGCCGAACUGAGGAUUUGAACUCAAAACCCCAAUGUUGGGUCAGUUUCGGUUGAAGGAAAACUGAACCGGCAAGAAAAACAAUGGACUACAAGCAUGUUCUCAUGUUCUCAACUUUCCAUUUUGAUUUGGACAUCCAAACAGAGGAGAGGAUUGAUGCGUGAUGUCAAUAUUUUGUAGUAAAUGCAUUGUUUAUAUUUUUAUACUUACGUAUGGUUUUCUCACAGGAACGUGGCAUUCAAAUAUGGCAUUCAAGUCUCAAAGAGUUAUUGAAAAACAACAUGGUUUUAUAUUUGUAUAUUUGUAGCUUGUACUGUAUCCUUGUCUGUACUGUAACUUUUUUUUUUAAACUCGUCGCAGAUUAUUGUAAAUAUAUUUAGACUAUGACGUCUUUGCUUGUACAGUCUUAAACGCGCUUCAGAUUGUCACCGGUUCCACGGCGAAGAAACGUAAUCGUCAAUGUGAAGCGCUAGCAGAAUUUGUCCUUCAGGUGCUGUAAAUUAUCAUAGCUGGCCUUACACGCUUCAUGUAGUGCACCGUCGCAAAUUUAUUUGACGAGAUUGAGUUGAGUAAACUACGGAGCCCAGGGUAGAAGAAAUGCUUUUCAUAUCUAAUCUGUACCCACUCAUUGCUAAACUGCACCCACAGGUUACUAAACUACCCACAGUUUAGUCAGUUAUAUUUACAGUUUAGUAAUCUGUAGCCACAGUUUAGUAAUUUGUACCCAUAGAUUGCUUAACUGUACCCACAGACUAGUAAACUACCCACAAUUUAGUAAUUUGUGUUUACAGUUUAGUAAUCUGUAGCUACAAUUUAGUACAGUAAUCAGUACCCACAGAUUGAUAAACUGUACCCACAGUUUAGUUAAUCUGUAUUAAAUUUAAUAAUGAGUACCCACAGAUUGCUAAACUGCAAACACAGUUUAGUAAUAUGUAUUUACAAUUCAGUAAUCUGUAGCCACAGUUUAGUAAUCAGUACCCACAGAUUGCUAAACUGUACCCUCAGUUUAGUAAUCUGUAUUUAUACAGUAGUUUAGUAAUCUGUGCCCACAGGUUACUAAACCGUACCCACAGAUUACAAAACUGUACCCACAGUUUACUAAUCUGUAUUGACAGUUGAGUAAUCUGUACCUACAAUUUAGUCAAAUGUACACACAGUUUAGUAAUCGGUACCCAGACAUUACUAAAUUGUAUCACAGUUUAGUAAUAAGUACCCACAGAUUGCUAAACUGCAAACACAGUUUAGUAAUCUGUAUUUACAGUUUAGUAAUCUGUAAUCACAGUUUAAUACAGUAAUCAGUACCCACAGAUUGCUAAACUGUACCCUCAGUUUAGUAAUCUGUAUUUAUACUUUAGUAAUAUGCGCUCAUACCACAGGUUGCUAAACCGUACCCACAGAUUACAAAACUGUACCCACAGUUUGCUAAUGUGUAUUGACAGUUGAGUAAUCUAUACCUACAAUUUAGUAAUCUGUAAACACAGUUUAGUAAUCGGUACCCACAGAUUACUAAAUUGUAUCACAGUUUAGUAAUCUUUACCCACAGAUUACUAAAUGGUACAUACAGUUUAGUAAUCUGUAUUGACAGUUUAGUAAUCAGCACGCACAGAUUGCUAAACUUCGAACAGUUUAGUAAUCUGUAUUUACAUUUUAGUCUUCUGUAGCCACAGUUUAGUACAGUAAUCGGUACCCACAGAUUGCUAAACUGUACCCACAGUUUAGUCAUCUGUAUUUAUAGUUUAGUAAUCUGUGCCCACAGGUUGCUAAACUGUACCCGCAAUUUACACAUCUGUAUUCACAGUUUAGUAAUCGGUACCCACAGAUUACUGAAUUGUACCCACAGUUUAGUCAUCGUUACCCACAGUUUAGUAAUCUGUACACACAGUUUAGUAAUCGGUACCCACAGAUUACUAAAUUGUACCCACAGUUUAGUAAUCUGUAUUUGCAGUUUAGUAAUCAACACCCACUGAUUGCUAAACUGCAAACGCAGUUUAGUAAUCUGUAUUUGGUUCAGUAAUCUGUAGCCACAGGUUAGUACAGUAAUCACUACCCGCAGAUUGCUAAUCAGUACCCACAGUUUAGUAAUCUGUACCUACAGUUUAGUAAUCAGCACCCAAAGAUUGCUAAACUGUACACACAGUUUAAUAAUUGGUACUCACAGAUUACUAAAUUCUACCCACAGUUUAGUAAUCUGUAUUUACAGUUUGGUAAUCAGUACCCACAGAUUGCUAAACUGCAGGCACAGUUUAGUAAUCUGUACACACAGUUAAGUAAAGGAUACCCACAGAUUACUAAACUAUACCCACAGUUUAGUAAUAUGUAUUUACAGUUUAGUAAUUUGUACCCACAGUUUAGUAAUCUGUAUUUACAGUUUAGCAAUCUGUACCCACGGAUUGCUAAUCUGCAUUUACAGUUUAGCAAUCUGUACUCACAGUUUAGUAAUCAGUACCCACAGAUUACGAAAAUGUUCCCGCAGUACCAACAAGAAGAGACCUUUAAAUGCCCUCAAAUCAACAAGAUGUGACCCAAUUUAUGCAGGAAGUGAACCCAAAAUGCCUCCAAAUCAACAGGAAGUGACCCUGAAAUUUCCCAAAAUCAGCAGGACUCCUUGGUCAAGGGCAACUCAUGUGCAUCUGCUUGCUUCGUCCGUCGGCCUUCAGAGUUAUUGUCUGAAUUUCGGACCAUCGUUUCUGGAUCAUUGCCAAACUGUGGGUACGGUUUAGUAAUCAGUUUUAUUCUACCCUAGCACGCGGGAGACUCCGUAGUCAAUAGAUAGCAGCGCUACUAAGCUACAAAAAAUAUCAUGUUUUUUAAGGAUAGCAAAUGAGUGUAACAACAACAGCAGAGAAUGUUGUAUCCACAGCCAUAAAUCACCAGACCGAUGCCUAUAAACCAUUUAAUAUCAUGUAAGCCUUGCAAAGGUCUUUACUUAAAGACCAGGUGACCACAUUUGAACAUCUCGCAUGGUAUUCUGCAGUAUUUUAUUAUUUAUUGUUCUGGCAAGCCUCAGAAAUGUUUAUGGUUUGAUGUAAAUUAUAAUGCAAAAGAGUGUAAAAUGGACAUGAGCAGAUAUAUCCGCUUAAGCCUUGUUCAGACUGGCAGGCAGCCAAAAGCUGAUUUUUAGCCUAUCUGGUUUGAAACUGGGUUGGUUUUUUUGGUAGUCUGAACAGUCAAAAAGCACAGAAAUCUGAUUUGAAACUGUAUACAGGAGGUAGUUUCAGAUCAGAUAUGAACCAGAUGCUUCUCUGUAUGAACAACUAAAAUGGGUUUUGACUAGUAUGUGACAUGACUUUAUGCUGCCUGACGCCGUCGUUGCCACGGUAACUUGCCAGGUGUGUCAAGAGUGUGAACAGGCCCAGAUCUGAUUUUGGGCACUUGUCAAAAAUAGUGUAAACAGUCAGCCCCUAAAAUUCUGAAUUGAGGAGGAACGCAAUUGGAAGCAGAUAUGUCUGCAGUCUGAACGCAGGCCUAAGUGAUGGACUGAAGGUACCUUUUGGCUUUUUUUUUUUGUAUGUCUCAUUCAUUUAUGGAGGAAUGUUUUGAGCUCAAGUGCCUGAUUAAAGAAC
Messenger RNA from Corythoichthys intestinalis (scribbled pipefish), 13576 nucleotides. Its product is annotated as protocadherin-16-like. The record is from RefSeq and is a predicted model, not a curated record. Gene Ontology annotation, molecular function: calcium ion binding; cadherin binding. The transcript is spliced from 21 exons. Gene Ontology annotation, biological process: homophilic cell-cell adhesion. Gene Ontology annotation, cellular component: catenin complex; plasma membrane. NCBI's taxonomy places the organism in Eukaryota, Metazoa, Chordata, Actinopteri, Syngnathiformes, Syngnathidae. The coding region runs from base 219 to 10034 and encodes 3271 amino acids.